This is a messenger RNA of Scedosporium apiospermum, 1428 nucleotides long. RefSeq lists its product as uncharacterized. Gene Ontology annotation, cellular component: fungal-type cell wall; cytoplasm. The coding region runs from base 1 to 1428 and encodes 475 amino acids. Lineage: Eukaryota; Fungi; Ascomycota; Sordariomycetes; Microascales; Microascaceae. Gene Ontology annotation, biological process: fungal-type cell wall (1->3)-beta-D-glucan biosynthetic process. Gene Ontology annotation, molecular function: 1,3-beta-glucanosyltransferase activity. The record is from RefSeq and is a predicted model, not a curated record. The transcript has 3 exons.
AUGCAUCUCCCUAGCACCCUCGGCUUCCUCGCCGCCAUCGCGGCCCCCUUGGCAGCUGCCGUCGAUCCCCUCGAGGUCCAAGGCCGGUACUUCGUCAACCCCAAGAGCGGCAACCGAUUCCAGAUCAUUGGUAUUGACUACCAGCCCGGUGGUGCUGCUGGCUAUGACCCGUCCAAAGGCAAGGACCCCCUCAGCGACAAGGACCACUGUCUUCGCGAUGCCGCCCUCAUGCAGGUCCUUGGUGUCAACACUAUCCGAGUCUACAACCUUGACCCCAACUUGAACCACGACGACUGCGCUAGCAUCUUCAAUGCUGCGGGUAUGUACAUGAUCAUCGACGUCAACUCGCCCCUCCCCGGCGAAGCCCUGACCUCGUACAACCCCUGGGAGAGCUACCACGAGGGCUACCUCAACCGCACCUUCGCCAUCGUCGAGGCCUUCAAGAGCUACCCCAACACCCUGCUCUUCUUCUCCGGCAACGAAGUCAUCGACCGCCCCGAGUCCGCCGAGUUCGGUCCCCGCUACAUCCGCGCCGUCACCCGCGACCUGAAGAACUACAUCAAGAAGCACUCGCAGCGCUACAUCCCCGUCGGCUACUCCGCCGCCGACGUCCGCGACAUCCUCUGGGAUUCGUGGAACUACUUCACCUGCCGCAUCAAGGGCGAGAAGGACGACGAGUCGCGCGCCGACGUCUUCGGUCUCAACUCGUACAGCUGGUGCGGUGAUGCCACCUUCGAGUCGUCCACCUUCAAGGACCUCGUCGACGGCUUCAAGGACACCUCCGUCCCCAUCUUCUUCUCCGAGUUCGGCUGCAACGAGGUCACCCCUCGUCUCUUCACCGAGAUCGCCGCCAUCUACGGCGACAAGAUGACGGGCGUCUUCUCGGGUGGUAUGGUUUACGAGUACACCCAGGAGGAGAACAACUACGGCCUCGUCGAGCUCGACAGCGAUGGCAACGCCAAGCUCCUCCAGGACUACAACACCCUCGCCAAGCAGUACGCCGCUCUCGACUUCGACGCCCUCUACUCCCAGAAGCCCGGGAGCGACACCCCCGACCCGGUCACCUGCGACGCCAAGCUCAUCACCCAGAAGGGCUUCGACAAGAACUUCACCAUCCCCGAGAUGCCCCACGAUAACUCCGCGAAGAUCCUCAGCGCUGGCGUCAAGCCCGCUCCCUCCGGCAAGAUCGUCCCCGUCACCGACCUUGCUACCCCUCACAAAGUUGUUGAUGUCGACGGCAAAGAGCUCUCUGGCGUCGCUAUCAAGGCCGUUGCCGAUAAUGGCUGGAACCGCCCUGGUGUCAACACUGCUUUCGAGAUCGGUGCCGCCGCUGCUGGUGGUAACAGCACUAGUAAGGAGGAUGCUGGUGCUUUCCUUCGACCUACCGUCCUUGCUCUUGCUCUUCCUCUCUUUGCUUACCUCGUGUAA